UCUACUCCUCUUCUCUCCUCUCCUCAUGUCUCCUCUUCUCUCCUCUCCUCUCCUCAUCUCUCCUCUCCUCUCCUCAUCUUUCCUCUCCUCAUCUCCCCUCUCCUCAUCUCUCUACUCCUCUUCUCUCCUCAUGCUCUCUCUCUGACAGACAGCGCUGACAGUGAUCUGGAGUUGGCCAUGGUGCGGCAUCAGCCGGAGGGCUUGGAGCAGCUCCAGGCUCAGACCAAGUUCACUAGGAAGGAGCUUCAGUCGCUCUACAGAGGCUUCAAAAACGAGUGUCCCAGCGGAUUGGUGGAUGAGGAGACGUUUAAAUCGAUCUAUUCCCAGUUCUUCCCUCAAGGAGAUGCAACCACAUACGCACACUUCCUUUUCAAUGCUUUUGACAUGGACAGAAAUGGCUCUAUACGUUUUGAGGACUUUGUAAUCGGCUUGUCUGUUCUGCUUCGAGGUUCUGUGACAGAGAAACUGAGGUGGGCCUUUAACCUGUAUGAUAUUAAUAAAGACGGCUACAUCACCAAAGAGGAAAUGCUGGCUAUCAUGAAGUCCAUCUAUGACAUGAUGGGCAGGUACACCUUUCCUUGUGUAAAAGACAACGCUGCAUUUGAACACGUGGAAAAAUUCUUCCAGAAAAUGGACCGAAACAGAGAUGGUGUUGUAACCAUAGAUGAGUUCAUAGAGACCUGUCAGAAGGACGAGAACAUUAUGAGCUCCAUGCAGCUGUUUGAGAAUGUCAUCUAGAGCGCAGCGGGAAGUGCAGAGUGAUCCUGGCUCUUUUUCCACAUCGACUCUCAGCAUCGUUCCAUCAGUCCUCGAGCGCUCCACAGGGACUCUCUAGAAACACUUGUGUUUUGUACCUAGGCCUUGCACAUCAUCUGUAGCAUGUGAAUGAAUAUUCUGAUUGAUUGCAUUGAAUGCUUUAACAAAAGGAUUUGGGUCAGUUUCAUCUUCAGCAUUCAAGACUCAUUUGUAUAUAUGUAGAUAUAUGUGUUCUCUUAAACUGAUUUCUGCCUAGAUAAAUGAACUUUAGCAUGUUUGCCUGCUAUUUGUCUUUUUUUUUCUUUUUUUGUUUUUACAAAAAACAUUGAGGCAUCUGUGAAUUAAUCCAUGAUGUGCAUAUGUCGGUAUACUGUAAAAUAAUUAUUUGUUCAUUUAAGAGAAAGUGAAGUGACGUGUGUCUAUAUUAGGCCAUGACUUAUUUAUGUAUUAUUUCACAUAAUUACGUAAGUACAUUAUGCUAAAUUCAAACAAAGAAAUAUAGAUUUAUUGAUUUGUUGGUUGUCUUUUGGAAGGAAUGUGCUUAAAUUCUUCCUUUUAUUUCAAUUUCCAUGGGGUUACAGUAUUUCUAUGUUAAAUAUUAGGUAAUUAAAUAUACGUUUCAACAAAGAGAGACAAAAACAUUAUCAGACAUUUGCAUUAGUAAAGUACUAAUCCAGACAAUUGUUUCAUUGUUCAACUAUUAUUUUAUAAUUUAUUUAUUUAUUUAUUUUUUAUGUAUAAAUAAUGAACUUUUACUCAUGCAUUUAUUUACUAUAUUCAGUGGUGUGGCACAGUAUAUUGUUAUGUUACAUGUAUUUACUUGUUUUAAUUGGGAAGUAAUGGGCUUAAAUUCAUGAACUGUGUUAAAUACAUAUUUCGGGAACUAUCCCUUUAAUUGCUAUGUAAACAGUAUCCCAGUGACCAAGAUAUCUUGAAUCAGUUAUAUAAGCAUCCACAAGAUGGCAAUGCAGUGCUCAAACCCGCUUGUUACCAGAGGAACAGAUACAAAUUCAAGCAGGCAACACAAGUGAAAGCAGCCUUUGCAUCAAUUGAGUCAUCCCUUCUCUUCUCUCUCUCUCUCUCUCUCUCUAUCUCUUUGACUCAGUUUCACUCUGGUUUAUGAGUCGAAACCUACUCAUAGUAUAACUGGCACCAUUCACAUCAUAACCUAUAAAGCUUCCACUUUUUCUGGGUCACCUUUGCUUCCUCAAACACGGAGAAACAAUUCACUAUUAUAUUAAACAUGUGCCUCCUCAGAAUAAAAGUCUUGUAUAUGGAGAAAGAAACACACGUAGGGAAAUAAGGCUUUGGCACACCCAGCACUCUCACAAUACUGAGAUUUUAAAGAUAUAGAUGUUUACAUGAAGCAUAUUUCUAUUCAUUUUAUUUCUUUGGUAAGCACACUUUUCAGUUAAAUAAAGGACAUUAUGUGUUCACUAGUAUUGCAUUCAAGGGACGGUGUGU
This is a messenger RNA of Carassius auratus (goldfish), 2220 nucleotides long. Its product is annotated as calsenilin. Gene Ontology annotation, biological process: regulation of potassium ion transmembrane transport; negative regulation of transcription by RNA polymerase II. Lineage: Eukaryota; Metazoa; Chordata; Actinopteri; Cypriniformes; Cyprinidae. The transcript has 7 exons. The annotation marks the transcript as partial. The record is from RefSeq and is a predicted model, not a curated record. Gene Ontology annotation, molecular function: DNA-binding transcription repressor activity, RNA polymerase II-specific; calcium ion binding; potassium channel regulator activity. Gene Ontology annotation, cellular component: voltage-gated potassium channel complex; nucleus.